GAAACCAUUUGAAUUUGUUCGCAAUAGCAGUUUGUGGUUGAUCGCGUACCUAGGCUAGUGGCUAGGUACAGCAGGUACCAACAUAGUUUUCGAUUCGGCGAUCGCGCGAUGCAAUGUUUCCGAUGUUGCAUUGAGCAAAAGUAAAAGUCGAAACGCCGUCAGUUAGCUCGCCGACCCACUGGCCGAAUACGUACAAAAUAUUCGACGCUAGUUUUAUAUUUCCGUGCGUGGUUCGUUCGAAAUGCUAGUUAUAUUGUACGUACUUUUAGCAAUAGUUGUCCUGGCUAUGGUAGUAGGCCUCUACCAGAAGAACACGAACAUAAUAUGUAAAUCCAAGAAACGGCUCGAUGGGAAAACGGCUAUUGUAACCGGAGGAACGUCUGGCAUGGGAUUACGAAUCGCAUUGGACUUCGCCGAUAGAGGUGCCAGAGUUAUCGUCGCUUGCCCGUUCGUAGAUGAAGGCACGCACGGCAGAAAAAUAAUCGUCCGAAGAACUGGCAACGAAGAAGUGAUCUUCAAACUACUCGAUCUAUCGUCCAACGCUUCCAUACGAAAAUUUGCAAAAGACAUCCUGACCACUGAGAAAAGACUCGAUAUUUUGAUCAAUAACGCAGGAGUCGGCACUGUGGGCGAAUUUAUUACCAAAGAUGGCUUGAACUUUAUAAUGCAAGUGAAUUAUUUUGGUACAUUCCUUUUGACAAUACUUCUACUCCCGUUGUUGAAGAAAACGGGAACUGUUCUCGAGCCAGCUAGGAUAGUAAACACUUCGUCAGUUCUACACAAUAUUGGCAGUGUUAAUUUCAAAGAGAUGAAUAGGGUGAACUACUGGUACCCGAUACAACUGUAUGGUAACAGCAAGCUCUGUUUGGUCUUAUUCGCUCGUGAAUUAUCGAGAAGGCUAAAGGGCACAAAUGUGAUAUGUAAUUGUGUUGACCCCGGUGCGGUUGGUACCACAAUAUUUAACUGUAGUGGUAAAUACUAUGGAGCUUUGGCGCAGUUUGUGUUUUCUGUACUAUUUAAGACGCCAUGGGAAGGAGCACAAACAGCCAUACAUACGGCAUUAGAUAAGAAAGCCGGUCUAGUGAGCGGGGAGUACUUCAAGAAUUGCAGGAUAGGUAAAGCGAAGCAGUGUGCGUAUGACGAAAACUUGGCAAAAGAACUUUGGGAUGAGUCUGUGAAACUUGUCAAAUUAUGUGAAGACGAACUUGAAGAGUGUUUCCAAUAAACUUGUGUUCGAUGCUUCGAA
This is a messenger RNA of Maniola jurtina (meadow brown), 1246 nucleotides long. Its product is annotated as retinol dehydrogenase 11-like. The transcript has a single exon. The record is from RefSeq and is a predicted model, not a curated record. The coding region runs from base 242 to 1225 and encodes 327 amino acids. NCBI's taxonomy places the organism in Eukaryota, Metazoa, Arthropoda, Insecta, Lepidoptera, Nymphalidae.